Capronia coronata CBS 617.96 is the source of this 873-nucleotide messenger RNA. RefSeq lists its product as uncharacterized. Gene Ontology annotation, biological process: transcription initiation at RNA polymerase I promoter; nucleolar large rRNA transcription by RNA polymerase I. Gene Ontology annotation, cellular component: RNA polymerase I upstream activating factor complex; nucleus. The record is from RefSeq and is a predicted model, not a curated record. Gene Ontology annotation, molecular function: RNA polymerase I cis-regulatory region sequence-specific DNA binding. The transcript is spliced from 4 exons. NCBI's taxonomy places the organism in Eukaryota, Fungi, Ascomycota, Eurotiomycetes, Chaetothyriales, Herpotrichiellaceae. Bases 1 to 873 code for a protein of 290 amino acids.
AUGUCUCGUAAGUGUCAUGAGUUGUCUGCUUGGGUGAUAUUUGCUGAUCCUUUACAAGUUCCCCAAAGCGUCCGCGCGCAGUACAUCGCUGUUAUAGAUUCUAUCCUCAAUGAAGCUGAUUUGACCACUAUCACGAGAAAGAGCAUCCGACAGGGAAUACAAGAUCGGGUUGAUUACGAUAUUACUCCGCAUAAGGCUGCUAUAAAAGUCUUGAUCGAUGAGAGGUUCGACAUCAUCAACGCCCGGAAGAAUGGCGAGUCUCCAGUGGUGCCCUCGGUUGAGCAGGCCGACCCCAUGCCCACAGCAAACGGUGUUCACAAGCCGCCCGCGGACUCCCCGUCGACUUCACCUACGAAAAGGGGCACUAGCGACGCUGCCUCGGACGUCAUAGACAGACCGCCCGCAAAGAAGAAGCGUAAAGCAAGUCUUGACGCCGACGCGGCAUUUGCUGCUCGUCUUCAGGCGGAGGAAGACAAACUGGCUCGGCCUACACGAGGAGGCACCAGCAGAAAGGCUGCACCUGUGAAGAAAAAGAAGAAGAGACCGAAGAAGGAACCUGGGACAGGGUCUGAUGAUUCUGACCUCGACGAGGAGGGGCGUAAAGCCCAGAAACCGAAGCGCGAGACGGGAUUCCAUAAACCACUCAACCUAUCUCCGGCAUUGUCCAAUUUCUUCGGCGAAACACAGCUCUCACGCCCCGAGACCACAAAGAGAAUGUGGGCUUAUAUCAAAGAAAACGACCUGCAGGACCCGAGUGACAAACGAUACAUCGUUUGUGAUUCGAGAAUGCGAGAAAUCUUUCGACAAGACAAGGUGCACAUGUUCACCAUGACCAAAUUGAUCUCGCAACAAAUGUACAACCCUGAGGACUGA